AUGGUUCAAGUAUUGGACGCAGGUUACGGUUAUGGGUUCGUCGUCGGCCUGGGCGCUGCAUUCGCCUUCAUCAUGAUCUUUGUCACUAGGGUUCUGACAAGGUACAUGGGAGAAGUUCAGGACUCUGAGCAUUUCUCAACCGCGUCGCGUUCGAUCAAGUCAGGUCUUAUAUCCUCGGCAGUGGUUUCUUCAUGGUGCUGGCCCGGAACGCUACUUUCUUCAUGUGUGUAUACCUACAGAUACGGUGUCGCUGGCGGCUACUGGUAUGGGAUCAGUGGUAUAAGUCACUCAAUGCUAUUUACAUUGAUCGCUCUGCAAAUGAAGAGAAAGGCAACUGGUGCACACACUAUCGUUGAGAUCGUGAGGGCCCGUUUUGGCAAAGCGGCUCACUGUGUUUACCUCUUCUACUCUUGUGGUACAAACGCUAUCAUUGCCAGUAUGCUUUUGCUUGGUUGUUCGCAGGCAUUUGCGCACAUCUCGGACAUCCACAUUGUUGCGUGUGCUUUCCUCUUCCCUACUAGUGUUGCAGCAUAUACAAUGCUUGGUGGUCUUAAAAGUACGUUUUUGAGUGACUGGAUUCACACGGUCAUCAUAUACCUUGUUAUCAUCUGUUCUUUACUUGUCUGCUAUGGUAGCUCCAAUCUCAUUGGGUCGACAGGCAAGAUGUGGGACCUACUACAAGAAGUGUCCAAAACGCAUCCCUCGGGGGGACACGAGGGGAGCUAUUUGACGUUCUCGAACAAGGGUCUUGUCAUGCUGGCCUGGAGCCAAAUCAUGAGUGGAUGGGCCACUGUGUUUGCAGACCCAUCCUACGGCCAAAAGGCCAUCGCCGCCAAGCCCUUGUCGACGAUUUCUGGCUAUGUUAUUGGUUCCUUAUGCUGGUUCAUUAUUCCUUGGAGUUUCGGACUUGGGACAGCCCUAGCGGCUUUAGCACUCACGAACAAUCCUGUGUCGCUAACCUACCCAAAAACCAUUCCCACAGAGGAAGUGAACAUGGGGAUGCCUCUUCUGUACGGCCUCUACGCCAUCAUGGGUAAAUCUGGAGCGGCGGCCGGUAUUCUGGUGCUCUUUAUGUCGUGCACAUCUUCGCUUUCAGCCGAACUGGUGUCAUUUUCCUCGGUUAUGACUUACGACGUCUACAGGGCUUACAUUAAACCGGACGCCAACGGCAAACAGCUAGUCAGAGUGUCGCAUUUUUUCGUUGCUGUGUUUGCCUUGUUCGUCGCCGGAUUAACCGUUAUGUUCAAUUACAUCGGGAUCACAAUCUCAUGGAUUUUGACCUUUAUCGGUAUUGUCUUGGGCGCUGCUCCAGUUGGUAUCACUCUUACUUUGUUUUGGCCAAGAAUGAGUAGACACUGUUUCUACUGGGCGCUGCCAUUGGGUUCUUUCACUGGUCUUGGAUGCUGGCUGGGUGCAUGCAAGCAUUUCUAUGGAGAGAUCAACAAGAACAAUCUGUCUUUAGUGAACUCGACCAUCAUUGCCAACUUCUCGACCUUCGGAGCAACGCUCCUCUAUUGUAUUGUGAUCAGCUAUCUCAAGCCUGAUUAUAGCUCACUCGAGAACUUGCAGGACAAGUUUACUGUGGGCGAUGAUGCGACUGCCAAGGAAAAGAAGCUGAUGCAGUUGGAUGAGGAAACAAAGGCCAAGCUAGAUGCCGUGUUCAAAUGGACCAGCAUUGGGGUAUUUGGGCUUUGGGCUUCUUUCACAUUUUUACUUCCAUUCCCAAUGUAUGGUCAAAAGUACAUCAUGUCCAAAGCAUUCUUCAAAGGUUGGAUCGUUGUCAGUAUUAUCUGGCUCUUCAUUGCGUUCUUCUAUAUUACUUUCUACCCGAUCUAUGAAAGCAGAGAUGCCAUACUUGAGUUUUACAGGAAAGUCACAGGUAAAGAGAAAAGCCAAGUUGAAUUGUUUUAUGGUGAGGAGCUUCGCCAAGAUUCCCCCGACGAGUUUUUGAAGAGUACAGAGAUAGAGGAAACCAAAGAAAAGGGUGACAGAAGUUCCGAGUAA
This is a messenger RNA of Torulaspora globosa, 2004 nucleotides long. Its product is annotated as sodium:solute symporter family protein. NCBI's taxonomy places the organism in Eukaryota, Fungi, Ascomycota, Saccharomycetes, Saccharomycetales, Saccharomycetaceae. The transcript has a single exon. The record is from RefSeq and is a predicted model, not a curated record. Gene Ontology annotation, cellular component: plasma membrane. The coding region runs from base 1 to 2004 and encodes 667 amino acids. Gene Ontology annotation, biological process: urea transmembrane transport; putrescine transport; spermidine transport. Gene Ontology annotation, molecular function: urea transmembrane transporter activity; spermidine transmembrane transporter activity; putrescine transmembrane transporter activity.